CCACCCCUUGUUCAUACAAACUUAAAGCAUUUUUGGCUAACAUAUCAGCCUCACCAUUUCUCUCUCGCGACAACCAAGCAAAACUAAACACAUCAAAAGCGUUAGAAAGAAUGUGGAUAUCCUCCACCACUCCGUAGAUCUCCAACAGAGGGUCCUUGCCGAUGAUGGCAUUAAUCAGCAAUCGUGAGUCUGACUCAAAUCUCACGUCCUUUACACCCAGCCUACAGCACGUCAUCAUCGCUUCCUUCAUGGCAAGGGCUUCAGCAACGAGCGCUGAUGGGGUGAAGGAGAUUCCUAGCUUCAACAGAUUCCUCUGUUCUCGGGUCACCACGACCCAGCCAAGCCCCGCACUCUUGGUUACCGCCGACCACGCAGCAUCAGACCUUGCGACAGUCUCAGCUACACGAGGGAGGGGUUGGGGAAUUAUCUGUCUGAUUGCUUCUUUUUUGUCCUGCGCUACAGACCAUUCCUUAGCUAACACUAUAGCUUGAGAUAAAACGUCUGCCGGCCUCCCUGCAAAGUUCUCAAAAACAAGUCUGUUACGAGCCUUCCACAGAGCCCAAAGAAUCCAGGGCACCAGGGGCGAGGACGUUAGGCCUGUCGGGGGAAGGCAACCAAGCCUAUGCAAGUCGUUCCAGUCAGCUCUCAAAUCUGUCAAUCCGCUAAUUCCAAAGCUUCCAUCCAGCGGAGCAAGUUUCCACACUUCGCGAGCAAACGGACAAUGGAAAAUAAGAUGAUUGAUAGAUUCCGAGUUCCCGCAUCUCUUACAGGCCGGAUUGACAUUUAUAUGGCGGCCGAGUAAAACUUCUCCAGCCGGGAGAAUUCCCUUCAGACUCUUCCAGAUUAAUAAUCAAUCAGAAUCUAAAGAAUGUGGAAGUUGAAGAUAGCAAAGGGAAACAAAGAGGAGCCCUACUUGUUCAGCACCAACAACUUCCUCGGACGGCAGACAUGGGAGUUUGAUCCGGACGCCGGUUCAUCGGAGGAACGAGCUGCCGUCGAUGAAGCUCGCCGAUUCUUUUUUGACAAUCGUUUUCGGGUUAAAGCUAGUAGCGACCUAAUAUGGCGUAUGCAGUUCUUGAAGGAGAAGAAAUUCAAGCAAGCUAUACCUCCGGUGAAGGUUGAAGACGCCAAGAAAAUCACAAGCGAAGCAGCUUCAAAAGCGUUAAGGAGAGGAGUCAGUUUCUUAUCGUCAUUGCAAGCAAGUGAUGGACACUGGCCUGCUGAAAAUGCUGGUCCAUUGUUCUUCCUUCCUCCACUAGUAUUCUGUCUAUUCGUCACUGGACAUUUACAUGAGAUAUUCACUAAAGCGCAUCGUCGAGAGAUCCUCCGGUAUAUCUACUGUCACCAGAAUGAAGAUGGUGGAUGGGGACUACACAUAGAAGGCCACAGCACCAUGUUCUGCACCACAUUAAACUACAUAUGCUUGCGCAUACUUGGAGAAGGUCCAAAUGAAGGACCUGGGAACGCAUGCAAACGUGCCAGGGAAUGGAUUCUUGGCCAUGGUGGUGCAACAUAUAUACCAUCUUGGGGCAAAACAUGGCUUUCGAUACUCGGUGUCUUUGAUUGGUCAGGAAGCAACCCCAUGCCUCCAGAGUUUUGGAUCCUACCUUCAUGUCUUCCUAUACAUCCAGCAAAAAUGUGGUGUUACUGCCGGUUGGUUUACAUGCCAAUGUCUUAUCUAUACGGGAAGAGAUUUGUUGGUCCAAUAAGUCCUCUUAUUUUGCAACUACGUGAAGAGAUAUACUUACAACCUUAUGCAGAAAUAAACUGGAAUAGAGCACGUCAUCUAUGUGCACAGGAAGAUGCAUACUAUCCUCGUCCACUGGUUCAAAAUGUUAUAUGGGACUGCCUUUACAUGUUCGCAGAGCCUUUUCUUACAUGUUGGCCAUUGAACAAGCUUCUUAGGGAAAAAGCUCUUGAUGUGGCAAUGAAACAUAUACAUUAUGAAGAUGAAAAUAGCCGUUAUAUCACCAUUGGAUGUGUUGAAAAGGCAUUAUGCAUGCUUGCGUGUUGGGUUGAAAACCCUAAUGGAGUUCAUUUCAAGAAACAUCUUUUGAGGGUUUCUGAUUACUUGUGGAUUGCAGAAGAUGGGAUGAAAAUGCAGAGCUUUGGAAGUCAGUUAUGGGAUUCAGGGUUUGCCCUCCAAGCUUUACUCGCAAGUAAUCUCUGUAGUGAGAUCCCUGACGUACUCAGGAGAGGACAUGACUUCUUUAAGUAUUCUCAGGUUAGAGACAACCCUUCGUCUGACUUCAAUAGCAUGCACCGUCAUAUCUCCAAAGGGUCAUGGACUUUCUCUGAUAGGGAUCAUGGAUGGCAAGCUUCUGAUUGCACAGCUGAAGGAUUGAAGUGUUGCCUGUUGCUCUCCAUGAUGCCACCUGACAUUGUUGGACCCAAAAUGGACCCUGAACAUUUAUAUGAGUCUGUUACUAUCUUACUGUCUCUACAGAGUAAAAAUGGAGGUGUGACUGCUUGGGAGCCUGCACGUGGACAAGAAUGGUUGGAAUUGCUAAACCCUACAGAGUUUUUUGCUGACAUUGUUGUUGAGCAUGAAUACAAUGAGUGUACUUCAUCAACAAUCCAAGCUUUGAUUCUUUUCAAGCAACUAUAUCCAGAUCACAGGACAGAAGAGAUCAACAGUUCCAUCAAGAAAGCUGUGCAAUACAUAGAGAACAUACAGAUGCUUGAUGGUUCAUGGUAUGGAAGUUGGGGAGUUUGCUUCACAUACAGUACAUGGUUUGCUUUGGGAGGCCUAGCAGCUGCUGGAAAGACGUAUAGUAACUGUUUGGCUAUGCGUAAGGGAGUUCAUUUCCUUCUCACUAUUCAGAAAGAUAAUGGAGGUUGGGGUGAAAGCUACUUGUCAUGCUCCAAAAAGAGAUACAUUCCAAGUGAAGGGGAGAAAACAAACUUGGUGCAAACCUCUUGGGCAAUGAUGGGUCUGCUUCAUGCAGGACAGGCUGAGAGAGAUCCCACUCCUCUUCACCGUGCUGCAAAACUAUUAAUCAACUCCCAACUAGAGAACGGUGAUUUUCCUCAGCAGGAGAUAACUGGAGCUUUCAUGAAGACCUGCUUGUUACACUAUGCAGCUUACAGAAACAUCUUCCCAGUGUGGGCGCUCGCAGAGUAUAGUAGACUAGUUUCAUUGCCAUAUGAAAAGCCUUGUAAAGAGAGAAGAUAAGAAGAAGAUUCAUCAUCAUAACUUCUCAAAAUCAAAGGGUCACUUUUGCUUAUAAGCUAUUAUUUAUAUGCAAAUGGUUGGAGUUUUCUACUAAUAAGCAAACUAAUGAUCUUGUUUGGAUCUUUAGUUUAUAUGUACGUAUUUUACUACUAUAUGUUAAUAUGUAUGUAAACAAGAUUAACCAAAAUCUUUUUCAAUGACUUCCACCAACAAGUAAUCUCUUCUUUGUCU
Brassica napus (rape) is the source of this 3406-nucleotide messenger RNA. Its product is annotated as camelliol C synthase. Gene Ontology annotation, molecular function: beta-amyrin synthase activity. Lineage: Eukaryota; Viridiplantae; Streptophyta; Magnoliopsida; Brassicales; Brassicaceae. The coding region runs from base 869 to 3175 and encodes 768 amino acids. Gene Ontology annotation, biological process: triterpenoid biosynthetic process. The record is from RefSeq and is a predicted model, not a curated record. The transcript has 17 exons. Gene Ontology annotation, cellular component: lipid droplet.